AUGUUUUCACCUGAAGAACAGCAAAUAGAAAUAUGUUUACUCAAAUCAAAUCUUGAAAGAAUUGGAGAUGACUUAGUUGUUCAAAACUCUGCAUUGCCUGCUUUGGAUGCUGAAAAUGAACAAAAGUACCGCGAGACGAUGACAGCAUUACGUAUUGCACGCUCUCUAAAUGCAGAAAAGGAACGACUGAAUCAAGAAAAUGUGAGAUUAACGGCCAAACGCAUGCAGCUAAAGCGACAAUGCGACGGCAUUACAUCUUCGUUGGAGAAAGCCAGGCAGUGUCGCGGGGAACUAGCGGAUUCUCUGAAAAGGGAGGAGCAAGAUGCGGAAGCACUAAUUCGAAAAUAUGAAGAUACUUUACGUGACAAAGCUAAUAGAUUUAGAAGGACGCGCAGCUAUUAUAACGAAGAGGAGACUCGAAAUGAAAUAGAUAAAGUGAACAAUGUAGUCAUUGAGCUAGAAAACGAAAAGAAAAACUUACAAGCGGCCGUUGAGGAAUUAAAACGUCAACUCGAAGCCUUGGAGCCAGCCGUCCCCGAGAAUCUUCUGGAAAUAUUAGAGAAACCAAAGUUGGAAGAAACAGUCAAUUUGCUUUCUCAGAAAUAUAAAGAAUUAUAUGCACAAAGAAAAUGCUUCGGUUCAUGUGACAAUAUUUAUAAGAAAUAG
Molecule: messenger RNA, 666 nt
Organism: Amyelois transitella
Lineage: Eukaryota; Metazoa; Arthropoda; Insecta; Lepidoptera; Pyralidae
Exons: 6
Coding region: 1-666 (221 amino acids)
Source: RefSeq, a predicted model, not a curated record